AGUGAAAGAAGAGAGUCAAGCUGAAGUGGAUGAGAAACAUCAGAUUGUAAAAAUAAACCAUAAUGUUUCACAGAAGUCAUAAAGUGUGAAAAUAGUUUCAGUGAAGAUGAACGCCCUGCAGAUCGCAAGAGGACUCACAGUGAGGAGAAACCUUUCACAUGUCAACAGUGUGGAAAAAGUUUUAGAAGGAAAGAUCACCUUAAAACACACAUGAGGAUUCACACCGAAAAGAAAAGACACCCAUGCCAUCAGUGUGGAAAGAGUUUUACAACUGCAGGUGAACUUAAGAUACACAUGAGGUCUCACACUGGAGAGAAACCUUUCACUUGUCAACAAUGCGGAAAGAGUUUCUCUAUUGAAAGUAACCUUAAGAUACACACAAGGAUUCACACCGGAGAGAAACCGUUCACAUGCCAUGAGUGUGAAAAAUGUUUCAGAAUUAAAUGUAGCCUUAUAGCACACAUGAAAAUUCACAAAGGAGAGAAACCUCACGUGUGUUUUCAUUGUGGAAAAAGUUUCGGUGAUAAACGUGGACUUGAGACUCACAUGAGAAUUCACACUGGGGAGAAACCUUUCAGAUGUCAACAGUGUGGAAAGAGUUUCACCUUUCAAUCAGGCCUUUGCCGGCACAAGAAAGCUCACAGUGGGGAAAUGUCAUAUGCACGCCAGCAUUGUGAAAAGAGUUUCCCAGAUAAAAGUCAACUUAAGAUGCACAUUAGACUUCACACUGGAGAGAAACCUUACACUUGUCUUCAGUGUGGAAAGAGUUUCACUUUUAAAUCAAGCCUUAGCCGGCACAUGAAAGCUCACAAGGGGGAAAAGCCAAACGCAUGCCGUCACUGUGACAAAAGUUUCCGAGAUACAACUCAACUUAAGCUACACAUUAGGUCUCAUACUGGAGAGAAACCUUACACUUGUCUUCAGUGUGGAAAGAAUUUCAGAACAAAACCUAAGCUUAAAGCACACAUGAGGGUUCACACCGAAAAGAAAAGACACCCAUGCCAUCACUGUGAAAAGAGUUUUACAGCUGCAGUUAACCUAAAAAUACACAUGAGGUCUCACACUGGAGAGAAACCUUACACUUGUCAUCAAUGUGGAAAGAGUUUCUCCGUUGAAAGUAACCUUAAGAUACACACAAGGAUUCACACCGGAGAAAAACCGUUCAAAUGCCAUGAGUGUAAGAAAUGUUUCAGAAUUAAAUGUAGCCUUAUAACACACAUGAAAAUUCACACUGGAGAGAAACCUUACACUUGUCAACAGUGUGGAAAGAGUUUCUCUAUUGAAAGUAACCUUAAGAUACACACAAGGAUUCACACCGGAGAGAAACCGUUCAAAUGCCAUGAGUGUAAAAAAUGUUUCAGAAUUAAAUGUAGCCUUAUAAAACACAUGAAAAUUCACAAAGGAGAGAAACCUCACGUGUGUUUUCAGUGUGGAAAGAGUUUCAGUGAUAAACGUGGACUUGAAAUUCACAUGAGGAUUCACACUGGAGAGAAACCUUUCAGAUGUCAACAGUGUGGAAAGAAUUUCACCUUUCAAUCAGGUCUUAGUCGGCACAAGAAAGCUCACAGGGGGGAAAUGUUAUAUGCAUGCCAGCAUUGUGAAAAGAGUUUCCGAGACAAAAGUCAACUUAAGAUACACAUUAGAGUUCACAAUGGAGAUAAACCUUACACGUGUCUUCAGUGUGGAAAGAGUUUCAGAACAAAAUAUAACCUUAAAGCACACAUGAGGAUUCACACCGGAGAGAAACCACACGUGUGUCAUCACUGUGAAAAAAGUUUUACAACUUCAUGUAAACUUAAGAUACACAUGAGGUCUCACACUGGAGAGAAACCUUACACUUGUCAUCUGUGUGGAAAGAGUUUCUCUAUUGAAAGUAACCUUAAGAAACAUGAAAGAAUUCACACUGGAGAGAAACCGUUCACAUGCCAUGAGUGUGAAAAAUGUUUCAGAAUUAAAUGUAGCCUUAUAACACACAUGAAAAUUCACACAGGAGUGAAACCAUACGUGUGUUUUCAGUGUGGAAAGAGUUUCAGUGAUAAACGUGGACUUGAGACUCACAUGAGAAGUCACACUGGAGUGAAACCCUACAUAUGUUUUUAGUGUUAAAGGAGUUACACAAGUGAAGUUGCUCUUAAGAAACACAUGACAAAUCACACCGCAGAAAAAACGUUCACAUGUCAUCACUGUGGAAAGAGUUUUAUAAUUUUUUUUUACCUCAAUAGACACCUAAGAAUUCACACUGGAGAGAGGACCAAACGUGUGUCAACAGUGUGAAAAGAGAUUCAGGUCAAAAUCUCAACUUAAUGCACAUUUGAUCACUCACACUAAAGAGAAACCGUUCACAUGUCAUGAGUGUAAGAAGAGUUUCAAAAUGAAAGCUGCCCUUAAAAACAAGAUUUCACACUUUAUAGAAACCAUUCAUGUGUCAACUGUGUGGAUAUAGCAAAAACAUUUGGAAUUCAGCUGCAAAAUUGUACCCUUGUGAUUUGUACCUUAAGGGACCAGUUUUGUACCUCUGGUGAUAAUUUUGUACCCUUAUUUAAAAUAAAUAAGGACCCUUCAAAAAUUGUACAAAAUUGGCUUUGACAAGGUACAUUCAAAUGGUUUUAAAACUUAUACAUAUAUCUCAAUCUAAGUACUGUAAACUUUAAAUUAUAAGUGCAUAUGACUCAAUGUGUUUGUGUUAGUUUAAAAAAUGAUAAGAGAAAAGAUAAAAUACACAGUUUAUUGAACAAUUAUUUAUUUUACAAAAGGUUUAAAUAUAAAACAGAAGUGUGCUGUUCAGUCCAAAUUCACAACAUUAAAAACUAAUAUUACAUUUACACUUUACUUAUGAAAUAUAUCAACCAUUCCUCUAUGACUUUAACAGACUGUCCAAACAGGAAUAUUUUAAAACAAAAUCAGUGUGCUGUUCCUUAAACCAAACAACAUUUAAACAUUUUUAACAGGGCCACUUCUGUCCUUGCCAAGCUGUGAGAAAACACACAAAUAUAAAUUUUUUCACUGAUAAAACUGUGGUGUACUCACAUGAAUAGGUCCAUAUGGAGUAACAUUUCUUUAGUUUUUGUUGUGUUAAUGACGGGUGGUAGAGGAUAGUCAGUCAGCCUCCUUAAGGGUAAAGAUCGAAAACUGCUCUGGGCACGUUCAUACUUAUCUGUGAGAAAACACAAAAAUAUGAAUACAUUUUCCACAGAACUGUGGUAUACUCACAACAUAAAUAAAUAUGGUACCUUUAAAGUUUUUGCGUGUGAAUGAUGGUUGGUCAAGAACAGUCAGCCAGUCUCCUCAAUGGUAAAGAUCCAAACUUGUGCUGGAAACUUUUGUGCUAAACUGUGAGAAAAAACACAUGAAUAUGAAUUAAUUUUCCACUUAAAGAACUGUGGUGUACUCACACAACAUAAUAAAUGAAUGAAUAAAUGUGGUAACGUAACCUUUAAAAGGUUUCUGUGUAAAUGACUAUUUGGUGGCGAGUAGACAGUCAGUCAGUCACUCAAUCUCCCCACUCACUGAGAGAGAUUCAAACUUGCGCGGGAAAAGUUUGUGCUAAACUGUGAGAAAACACACAUAAAUAUGAAUUAAUUUUCCACUUACAGAACUGUGGUGUACUCACACAAUAUAAUAAAUGAAUGAAUUAACGUGGUAACGUUACCUUUAAAAGGUCUUGAAUGACUGUUUGGUUGAGAGCAGACAGACAGUCAGAUAUGAAUUAUUUUUCACUUACAGAACUGUGGUGUACUCACACAACAUAAUAAAUAAAUUAAAUAAAUGUGGUAACGUUACCUUUAAAAUGUUUCUGUGUAAAUAACUGUGGUGGCGAGUUUACAGUCAGUCAGUCAAUCUCCGCCCUGACUGAGAAAGAUUCAAACUUGCGCAGGAAACGUUUGCGCUAAACUGUGAGAAAACACACAAAUAUGAAUUUAAUUUUCCACUUACAGAACUGUGGUGUACUCAAACAACAUAAUAAAUAAAUUAAUAAAUGUGGUAACGUUACCUUAAAAAGGUUUCUGGGUAAAUGACUGUUUGGUAGAGAGUAACGUUAGACAGUCUGUCAGUUAACGUUAAUCUCCCCCGACUGACUGAGAGAGAUUCAAAUUUGCGCUGAAAACGUUUGUGCUAAAGUGUGAGAAAACACACAUAAAUAUACAUUAAUUUUCCGCUUACAGAACUGUGGUGUACUCAAACAACAUAAUAAAUAAAGAAAUGUGGUAACGUUACUUUAACAAGGUUUCUGGGUAAAUGACUGUUUGGUAGAGAGUAACGUUAGACAGUCUUGUCAGUUAAUCUCCCCCCUGACUGACUGAGAGAGAUGCAAACUAAACUGUGAGAAAACACACAUAAAUAUGAAUAAUUUUUCCACUUACAGUAACCGAAAUUUUAGACAAAUGACCAUAACCGAAUCAGUAUUAAAAUGAAGAGUCACGACAAGCAACACAUUUUUAAAGUUUCAAAAUGCUUUAAAGACGAUGAAGGAAUUUCCAGUGCUUACCUGUUAAUGCUCUUCAUGUCUGUUGUGUCGUCCUCCUGUUGCGCUGCUCUGUGAACUCGACUCCGACCGUGAGAUGUGGGGGGAUGGGCACGUGUCAAAAUAAAAGUGCGUUUCUUCUGGUGUGUGUGUGAGGGAUUAAGUUAUUCAGUAUUUAUUCAGUUUAAGUAAUGGUCCAUUAAUUGCAGUUUUUGAGUUCAUAUCACAGUUUUAUUAAGUGAAAUUAACUUUUUUUCAUUAAAAUUUAAAAGUAAACACACUGUCAAUGAACAGAAGAAAACUAACACUUCUUCAAGACCCAUGUGCCCAACUAAAGGAAACAAAAAUUGACACAGUGGUUAAUUACUUUAUUGACCAGAUUUACAGCAGUUGUCUAGAACAACAAAUAAAAAAAAUGGCAAGAGGCUGUCUCUUAACAUUGUACCGUAUCCUUUUAAAGAAAUUGUGCAAAUAUGUACCUUUUAAUGCUUGGAACAAAUAUGUACCUUUUUGACCCUCAAAAAGGUACAUACAUGUACCUUGAGGUCCAAUAAUGAGCCCUAUGGGGUACUUUUGUGUAGAUUGUACCUUGGGGGACAGAAAUGGACCCCUACUGUACCCCUAUUUCUGACAGUGUAUGACAUCAAGAUGAUCAGUGGGUGGUCAGCGUUGUACACUUGGGAAGCCUUAUUUUGGCAAGUCCUUCUGAAAUUUGCUGCUGUCUCAGUGCUUCAGUGUCUGAUGGUCAAACAUGAAAUGUUCCCUUUGGAUAUAUCUAACUGGCAUUGUUUGAUCUCAUCAAUUUACUUCUCUUUAUUAUUCAUUUGAAGUCUGUUAUUAUUGUUUUAACUAAGGUUAAAGUUAAGUUUAAUAUCUUAAAUCAUAUAUAUUUUCUAUAGAAUCUUAACACUGAUCACUGCCUUUGUACUUUAACCUUUUUUACUUGUGUUUACUUCAUGUUGUACAAACGUUUUGUACUUUUAAACGAAUAGUUUUGUUUUAUAUCAUAUUUAAUUUUGUAAUAAAUGUAUUAAUCAGCGUAUACAUGUUGCCUGAACCACAUAUUCAUAUUUUUUAUACAAAAACAAGCAAGGUUUUGGCAUUUAUAUAUUUUGUUUUAUACGGUUUACAAAUCUGAGAGCACGGAUUGUUAACUCGUGCGUACGGUUUAUUUACCCGAGAGCACGGUUUGUAAAACUGAGGGAACAGUUUAAUAAUCAGUGAGUAAGUUACGGUUUAUAAACUGAGGGGACGAAUUACAAAACCCUGAUCACGGAUUGUUUUGUUUUUCCAAGGGGUGACUAGAGGGGCUCGGUACCUAACUACGGAGCCCUGCUAGGGUCAGGUGUUGAAAAAUAAAAGUCGUUUGUAAACUGUUCCCUCGUAUUACUAAACCGUGCGCACGGAUUAAUAAACUGUGCCCUCAGUUUUACAAUCCGUGUGCACGGAUUACUAAACUGUGCACACGGAUUACUAAACUGUGCCCUCAGUUUUACAAUCAGUUUUUGCAAUCCGUACCCACGAAUUUAUAAACCGUGCGCACGCUUUUGCAAUCCGUUCUCACAGUUUUGCAUUGCCUACUGGAUUUGCUCCUCCCUCAUUUUAGAAAUCGCUUUGUUGCUUUAAUUCAUGCUUUCCAAGCUUGCUAUUAAUGUUUGAUAUUUUCGGAAAUUAAUAAAGUUUUAACUGUGUUAAGUUGUUUUAUAUGUUCCUAACUGGAAAUGUGCUUUACGUAAUAUUUACGAAAUGUUUUAAUUGGAUGCUACAGUAAACAGAUAGAUUUGUUAGUUAAAUACUUAUUAUCUUUAAAAUGUACAGAUGUUAUUUGGAUUUAUUCAUCAAAUAAAAGAAGUAUUUAACUAACAAAUUAUUUCUACAUAUCCUUAAAAUGUCUAUCAAUAUAUUUGAGAAUGCCACACUAUA
Molecule: messenger RNA, 6385 nt
Organism: Paramisgurnus dabryanus
Lineage: Eukaryota; Metazoa; Chordata; Actinopteri; Cypriniformes; Cobitidae
Biological process (GO): regulation of DNA-templated transcription
Molecular function (GO): DNA-binding transcription factor activity, RNA polymerase II-specific; RNA polymerase II cis-regulatory region sequence-specific DNA binding
Source: RefSeq, a predicted model, not a curated record